AUGGAUUCAUUAAUAUCAACUAAUUCAACCACUUCAAUUGUUGGAUCGAUUAAUUCACCAAUUCCACCACCUACCACCAUUACAACCGCUACUACCAUAACUUCUUCUAAACCUUUUAUUAGGUUAAGAAUUUACUCUUCAGCCUUGAACUCAAUUUCAAGAAUAACUACAAACACAAAUUCUAGCUCAACUUCAAACCUAACUUCAGACCUAACUUCAGAAUCUAACCCAACUCCAAAUCAAGAUUCCUUUACAGCCCGUAACAAUUCAUUGCCCUCGUCACGACCCAUAUCUAAAAGCAAGAAAUGUAAUAGAAGAAAACAAUCAGAACCAUACUCUACUUCUCAUUCUACAUUCUCAUUUUUAGCACAUUAUUGUAGCCAAGAAUAUCAAAGGAUCUAUGGUAACAGUGAUGGCAACCUUAGAACUGAAAAUACAGAAUUUUCAAUUCUAUUGGAUUACUGCAAUCAAGAAUAUCAUAGAACAACCAUCACCAUCACCAACAUGAUUUGUCCAGAUUACUAUUAUUCUACCACACUAAAUCAAUAUGUUGAUGUGAACAAGUUAUCGAGACUAGUAAAAUAUGGCAAUGAAGAAUAUCUAAGAGAGUUUUCUAACUGA
This is a messenger RNA of Entrophospora candida, 621 nucleotides long. The record is from the annotation of a GenBank genome assembly. Lineage: Eukaryota; Fungi; Glomeromycota; Glomeromycetes; Entrophosporales; Entrophosporaceae.